GGGGAACAAUGAAAAAGCAUUCUUUAAUUUAAUUUCAGACGGAGCUGGGCUUUAAACCCUGGAAAUCAUGAUUUUGAAACCUCUGGACCACUGCAACCCCCUUUCCAACAAGACCAUGAUUAUCAGUCCAUAUGGAAAAUCAGGCAAUGUUCUGCAAGAGCCGUCGGGCAACACAUGUACACAGCUUUCAACUGGUGAUAAUGCAGUAAGGCAGAUGGCAACAACAACUGAGGCAUUGCUGCAGUUUCACAGACCUAUAUUGCCAGCCAUUUCAGAACAACCAAACAUCCCAAAUGUUAUUACAGAAACAUCCGACAAGCAAACGAAAGCAAGAAAGUCGCUGUUCUCCCCUGUCUCUGGACAAGCAACUGAUAAAAAAGGACCCAAAGUAGAGAGUUUCCAGGAUUUUAAAGUUCACCCUGUAUCACAGAAAGAAAUAACCAUUGGUGAUAACAGUAUACUAUGAAAGUGGAAAGAGGACAGUUGUCAUUGAAAACAAAGACCAUAUAAAAAUGUGUAAAGUCAUAUUCUACCAAAAAAAUGUUGAAAAGGGACUUAUGGAGAUUUUAGAAACAACCAGCAAAGAUCAAUUUGCUGCUUAUGCUGCAAAGAUAGUAAAGAAUGAAUGUGAAACUAUUUGUAAACGGCACUCGGACUUCGCAUUGACUGAUAAAACUUAUGAAGGGAUAAUGGAAUUCUCCUGGGACCACUUAUACCAAGACCUAUUACUUGGAGCUCCAAACACUUUACGCAUUGUGUCAUCCAUGGUAACCAGUAGCAUCCCAAUGCCAGUACCAAGCAAGGAAUUUCACCAUGCCCUUUUUGCAAUAGGUAUAAUAUUACAUGGACGAAACAGGGAAGCAACUACAUUGCAGUAUCUGAAUGGAAUGGUACUUCUUCAUGGAGGGUGUACACAUCAGGACAUGAAACGCUUGGCUAAGUUAGGUGUAUGUGUCUUUCCUGAGACAGUCAGAAAUAAACUGCAGUCCUGGCAAAGUAAUCUUGAUGAAAAACUGUUAGAAGUGAAGGAAAAAUGGUGCAAGGGUGACAGUAUGACAUAUCAACUUGUUGGCGAUAACUGGGAUAAAAAUAUAGUACCCUCUUACAGGACUUCUAAAAAUUCAACACAGUCAAUACAUCUUUUUAACGUUAUUGGCGUCAUUGACCGGAUUGUAAUAAAGAAGGAAGAAGGCACUCCUGUUAGGACAGUGGACAGCAUGACAGCCGUUGACUUUAUACCAUCUGAAGGGGACAUUGACAGUCUACAAAAAGAACUAACGUUCCUUGUGGCCAGAUCUGUUAUCCAAAAUAUUAAACAAAUGGAAGAUUUGUUUGGGAAAAUUUACCCUGGCCAUCUGGAGCAUAUCCACAGUAAUGAAGCUGGAAUGAAAACUUCGCAGUAUUCUCUUGGUCUUUUUGAUUGUGAUGAAAAGAAAACAGCAGAUGUCAUAAGGUUGUUGCAAAACUUGACAGAGAAAUACGUUCCCAAGAAGGAUGGGGAGAUUGUUGAAGAAGUUUUUUUUUGGAGGAUUUGGCGGGAGUCCAACACAGGUUUGAAGUGGGAGGACAAAGUCAUGGCCGAACACCAUCCUGUUUGGCGUUUGACCGGUGCUGACAUGUUGUGA
Molecule: messenger RNA, 1625 nt
Organism: Mya arenaria
Lineage: Eukaryota; Metazoa; Mollusca; Bivalvia; Myida; Myidae
Exons: 11
Coding region: 513-1625 (370 amino acids)
Source: RefSeq, a predicted model, not a curated record